AUGGCACCACCUCACCAAUACCUAGCUGACACCGACGCUCCCAUCUGCCGUCUGGAGGCAAAGCAACACUUCGAAACUCUUUCCGAUAAAGAAAAGCUCUACACGCACUACCUCGCAAAGGCAUCUUGGGCCGGCACACCCAUUCUCACCAGGACGCUAUCGGAGCAUUCCACAGACCUGUAUCUGCUCUUCGUCACCCUCUUCCAGGACAGCAAGAACACCAACGUCACUCGGGAUAUCUCCGCUUUCAAAUCCGCCGCCGGCGUGUCGGAGGAGAGCUGGAAGUACUUUGUCGAGUACGCUGUGCAGGUGCUCUACAACCUUUCCAACUUCAAGUCGUUUGGAGACACAAAGUUCUUCCCUCGUCUUCCGGAAGCCGAGUUCGAGAAGAUUGUUACCGCGGCUGGAUCGUCCGCUGCCACUGCCCUGUUCAACAAAGUUCGUGGCGACAUUUAUAAGUCUGAGCCCAGCGAAUGCCUGUUGAUCGGAUUCCCGGCGGAGGGCCAUGUUUCUGGUUACUACAGUUCGAAGAUCGGCAAGUCUGAGGUGCAGGCAGUUCAAGCUCUUCUGGAAAAGCACGAGAUUUCCGCUCUCAACACUCGAUUGGUCAACGAGCACGACAAAUCGUACACCCUGUACGUGGCAUCUGCCGAGGGUGCGUCCUCCGAAAAGAUCCUGAAGGGAGAUGACGGCCUCGAAGUGAAGGUUGUCUAUGGGGACUUUUCGAAAGCAAUGGCCUCCAUCGCCGAGAACAUCACCAAGGCUAUCCCUUACGCCGCAAAUGAGCAUCAAAAGAAGAUGCUCGAGAAAUACGCGGAGUCCUUCCGUACCGGAUCCAUUGAGGCUCACAGGGAAUCACAGCGCCACUGGAUUCGCGAUGUCGGUCCCAUCGUUGAGAGCAACAUCGGUUUCAUCGAGACCUACAAGGACCCCGCUGGUAUUCGCGCGGAAUGGGAAGGCUUUGUCGCUGUCGUCAACAAGGAGCAGACUGAGAAGUUUGACCAUCUUGUCAACUCCGCUGAGCAAUUUGUGAAACGUCUGCCGUGGCCUACCGACUUUGAGGUUGACAAAUUCAUCAAGCCGGACUUUACCAGUCUCGAGGUCGUUUCCUUCGCUACGCCUGGUGGUUGCCCCGCUGGAAUCAACAUCCCCAACUAUAACGACAUCCGCAUGAACGAAGGCUUCAAGAAUGUUUCGCUCGGAAAUGUGUUGUCGGCGAAGGCGCCCAAUGAGAAAAUCACCUUCAUCAGCGACGAGGACGCUGUGCUUUACAAGAAGUACAGUGGGCCGGCUUUCGAAGUUCAAGUCGGUUUGCACGAGCUUCUCGGUCACGGAAGCGGGAAGCUGCUCCAAGAAGAAUCAGCUGGCAAGUUCAACUUCGACCACAAGAACCCUCCAAUCUCGCCAUUGACCGGAAAGCCCAUCACCACCUGGUACAAGCCUGGCGAGACCUGGGGCUCCGUGUUCAAGUCAACCGCCGCCAGCUACGAAGAGUGCCGCGCCGAAGCUGUCGCCAUGUACCUUGGGGUGGACAAGGAAAUCCAAUCCAUCUUCGGCAACACCGAUCAGCAGUUCGAGGAUAUUUUGUACGUCAUGUACCUCCACAUGGCGCGCGCCGGACUGAUGGCUUUGGAGUUCUACGACCCCAAGUCCAAGAAGUGGGGUCAAGCGCACAUGCAAGCGCGCUUCGCCCUCCUCAACGUGUUCCUCAAAGCCGGGUUCACAAAAGUCGUCCCAUCCCCCUCCGGCGACACCAUCACGAUCCAGCUGGACCGCUCGCAAAUCAAGACGGUCGGCUACAAAGCCGUCGGCGAGUUCCUGCAAAAGCUCAACGUGUACAAAGCGACCGCCGACGCCGAGCACGGAGUCGCGUUCUACGUCGACGCGACCUCCGUCAGCGACGAAUGGACAAAGUACCGUGAGAUUGCGCUGGCGAACAAGCAGCCCAGGAAAGUGUUUGUCCAGGGCAACACGUAUGUGGAUGAGCACGGCAAGGCGCAGUUCAAGGAUUACCCGGCCACUUUGGAGGGCUUUAUUGCCUCGUAUGUUGAGCGACAUGAUUUCCGGGUUUGA
This is a messenger RNA of Fimicolochytrium jonesii, 2073 nucleotides long. Its product is annotated as peptidase family M49-domain-containing protein. The transcript is spliced from 5 exons. Gene Ontology annotation, cellular component: cytoplasm. NCBI's taxonomy places the organism in Eukaryota, Fungi, Chytridiomycota, Chytridiomycetes, Spizellomycetales, Powellomycetaceae. The record is from RefSeq and is a predicted model, not a curated record. Gene Ontology annotation, molecular function: metalloexopeptidase activity; dipeptidyl-peptidase activity. Gene Ontology annotation, biological process: proteolysis. The coding region runs from base 1 to 2073 and encodes 690 amino acids.